Cercopithifilaria johnstoni is the source of this 873-nucleotide messenger RNA. NCBI's taxonomy places the organism in Eukaryota, Metazoa, Nematoda, Chromadorea, Rhabditida, Onchocercidae. The record is from the annotation of a GenBank genome assembly.
AUGUGGAAGGAUAAAAGAAUGGUUGAAUUGUUCGUAUUACUACUCUUAGCUGUUGUUUUAUCUGGCAAUUUUGUUUGCUCAUUACAAAUGAAAAAUAAUUUAGCAUUUGUUAAAUUAUUCGGUAUUGAGCAGUUCAUGCUGAUUAGCUUAUCACAUUGUCAUUUGAUAACGGAAGAAAUGUCACCAUUAAAUGCAUGUCCAUAUCAUAGUAUUAUUCAUAUGAGUGGCUUAUCAAAUCAGUACAAUUGUUCAGAUUUGACGUUGCAUCUCAUUUUACGUGAUAACGAAGUGCCAAAAGUUUUAAUUUUAGGAGCUAAAAGAAUAUAUGGUAAUCUAAUUGCACAACAAUUGCAAAUUUCAUUACCUGGACAAAAGCGCUCUUUCACACAUAUGCAUGUGAAUUUGGAAAGUUCAUAUUAUUAUAUUGGUAACAAUGUGCUUCAGAAACAAGUAAUUGCAACACUUUUCGAUAACAAUGAAAGAAUGCUAUACGUACUACGAAAUAUAACUUUAUCAGAUGGAUAUUUCACCUUAGAAUGUAUUAGUUUUUAUAUGCAGUUUAUAUCAAAUGGUAGAUUAAAUUUUUUCGAAUUGAAUACAUUUCGAAAUAUUCAUCCCAGUAACAAUGAGAGGAUAUUAUGGACGGAGGAUCCGUAUCAUCAUAAGUUCUAUUAUGUGAAAAAACGAACUGAUAAUAAGAUUAUCAUAUAUUCAAUACCCUGUGAGGAUAUUAUGCAAACUUUGCUUGAUGGUAAGCCAGGAAAACCAGUGCAAAUAUUCCGUGAAGCUAACUUGCGUCAUUUAAGCGUUUCACGUGGUGUUGCUAUAAUUGAUAUAUUGGAUAAUGGAAAUGUAAAACAAUUGAUCACGUAA